Molecule: messenger RNA, 1677 nt
Organism: Aspergillus tanneri
Lineage: Eukaryota; Fungi; Ascomycota; Eurotiomycetes; Eurotiales; Aspergillaceae
Product: F-box domain protein
Exons: 2
Coding region: 1-1677 (558 amino acids)
Source: RefSeq, a predicted model, not a curated record
AUGGGCUUCUUCGGCCGCCUGCGCAGGCGUUCCAAAAGUCUCAGCCGUGCGGGGAGGAAGGGAAAGUCCAUCGACGCCGAGAAUGCCGUCACUUUCGAGCACAAUCGCCGUCACAACAAUCCGCUGCCUCCUCUGCCUGUCAACACCACCGGCGCCGACCACACCAAAAAGCUGCCUCCUCUCGUUCUCGCCCGUAUUCUCACCCAGGUCUGUCCCCAUGCCGCCGAUGCCAGCUAUGAAUCCUCCGAGGAGUCCAUGACCGAGGAUGGUUGUAUGCUCUGUGAUAUGCGCGACCUGGCCCACUGCGCCUUGGUCUGCAAACGCUGGUUCCUCGAGGCCCGUACCUUGCUAUACACUCACGUUCGCAUCGACCCCGUCCAUUACUGCGAACUCGAGUUGGAAUUGGCCGCCAAACGAAAACGCCGCUCCUUCUUUGAUCGUAACGCCGACCCCAUCGAUGCUCCCCAGGUGCGUCUCUCGCUGUUUAUGCGGUCGGUGCGUCAAUCGCAGGGGCUGGGGAAUGUGGUGCAGUCCUUACGCAUGCCCUACAUGACCCGCGAGGCCAACAAGGCCGAGAUCGCCCGCACCAUCUCCGUCCUGCCCAAUCUACGCUAUGUGGACCUGCCGGCCGGUAUCUACAGUGACGACCCCUCCUGCGUUGCCCUGAAGCAGGAGUUGAUGGCCCGCUGUCCGGAUCUCCGACGCAUGGCCUACCACCACGGGGCCGAGGGGAGCUUCUCUCAGCUGUCCAGGUCGCCGCCCUGGACGAACCUGGAGAUUCUGGAAUUGUCCGGGCUGCAUUUCGAGUCGAGUAUCCUGCGGCGUGGUCUGGCCUCGUUCCCGAGACUCCACGACCUGACGCUGGAGGAUCUUCCGUGGCUGGACGACGACGCCCUGACCCCCUCCAAGUCCCUGCCCCCAUUCCCUGCCGUGCAGCGGCUCACUUUGCGCGAUAUCCCCAACGUAACGGCAGGCGGGCUUGUCGCCUACCUGUCGAUCCCGGCGCAUCGCAAGGCCCUGCGCUACCUGACCCUGUCCAACACAGGCGUGCUUCCGUCGACCCUGCAUCAGAUCCUGUCCUCCGCCCCCCAGCUGCUGGCCAUGUCGGUGAUCCAGGCGGUGACGCGAUCCUUCCCCACCGAUCCGGUGCCGCCGAUCGCGUCGCGAACACUGGAGUCCCUACACUACGAGGUGUCCUCCGAGCCGGGGCAGUAUGGGAUGCCUCCCGUAGCGGGGUCGUACUACACGUAUCUCGUGUCGUGUCUGAUGUCCAAGUCACUGCCGGCGCUGCGGGAUCUGUACGUGCGCGACUCCAGCUUCCCCGAGACGCUGCUGCUGGCGCCUCCGCCGCGACUGUUCGGAGGGGGCGAGAGCGGACCGCAACAGCCGGAUGGCGUGCUGAUGCAGCCACUAAACGUGUACAGCAAGGGACUGGAUGAGCUGGAGUGGAACUUCACGCCGUACGAGCCGCCGUCGUCGCACGGCCGACGGGACAGCGUCACGCGGCCGAUCAGUCUGCACGACGCGCAGCUGAGUCGUACGUGGGGGGGAGAUGCGAGGAAGAGCGUGUUGGUGGGCAACGGCUUUGGCGGGUUCCUGGCUGUGCCGGUGGAUGACGAGCGGCCAAAAAGCAGUGGAGGGUGGAAACGCGAUAGUCGACAGGAUUUGUGGCGGUAG